Messenger RNA from Procambarus clarkii (red swamp crayfish), 19991 nucleotides. The record is from RefSeq and is a predicted model, not a curated record. NCBI's taxonomy places the organism in Eukaryota, Metazoa, Arthropoda, Malacostraca, Decapoda, Cambaridae.
UGAAGCAAUCGGAUACAGAAAUGUCUUCUGCUGGAUGAAAACACUGCUAGCAACCAGCAACCUCUGGAGAACUCUUUAUAUUGCUGUAUAUUAUAACUCUCGCACAACUAAGGACGACUCUUGGCACUUUAUCCACUAUAGGAAAGCCAAGAUUUCCCCCCAGGCACGAAGAGACACGUUUCAUCCAUACGUCAAAAUAUGAUGAAGUGCAUAUAGAGUUUUAAUAGAACAAACAAGUGCUGUGUUUAACCAUGACUGCAGAUGACAAAUCUGAUGGCUCAGGAUCUUCAGAGGGAUCUGCAGCAAGCCUUGGAGCUAUUGAAAAAAUGUGUGCAAAAGAAAAUAAUGUGCGAGCUCGAGUCGGUCUGUACAUGAAAGAUGGAAUAAAGCUUAGAGCAGACUUUCAUGCCCUCUAUAGAGCUUUACCAGACUUAAGAAAGAAAAAAGAUCGUCGGAAGCUUAGAAGGAAAGCAAAAUCUAACAGACAUCAUAAAGAUAAAAAGAAAAAGGGAGAAGUUGGUGGUGGGAGCAAUACCUGCACCAGCCUAAUGCCGGUCCUAGAACUCCCUGGAAACCCUUCGUCAUUUGCGGUGUAUGCUCACGUGCGAGGACUUGUGCUGGAGAAUGCUGCACGCCAGGCCCAGGGUGUUUACUUGGCAACAACCCAGCCUCUUCCAUCAGACUCUGAUACUGAUGAUGAAGCCGACAAAGGAAGGGAACUUGCAAUACAGAUUCCAAAAAUGGUUGGCUUGGGCUUGGUGAGCGUAUAUGAGUUAAUACGUGGGUCGGUGUCUGCUUAUCCUGCCCUAUGUAUUCGUGCUCUUGAGGCUCUCCUGGACAUUCUCCAGGGACAGCAGCCAGAAGCUUUGCGUAGUGAACCGCCAGAGGUUAUUGAUGCACUGUUUAGUCUGCUCUUGCGGCUGGCCACAGCAAGCAAUGGAGAUGUGCUGACCUGUCCUUCCUCGCCUCUGGUGGGUGUAGCAUGUGCUUGUCUCCUCUCCCUGGUAGUAGCACGUGGUGAAACUGGAAAGUUCCUGAGAGCUACAGCAGAUAUUCUCAUGACUUCUCGUCAGCUAGCCAGUCAGAGUAUUCAGGUGCCGGUGAUCUUGACAUUCCUCCAGCGUAGUGUUCAUGCAGUUUUGCUGGGGAAAACUUCUCGUCCUGAUUGGCUUUUAUGUGGAGUUCCAAAAUCUGCCCUUAUUGACAAAUUCUCUGUUAAGAUCAUGACAGAUGGAGAGGAGUCAAAAGAAGACAGUACAAUGACUUGUGAUGGCCAUUAUCUGUACAUUCAUAAUGCUCACGGACUCUUCAAAAUUGGUUCCGGCUUUGGUGGAACCAUGAAAGGUCAUGUUUACAUGCAUCGACCAGACUUUUAUCCAAAGCAAAAAGGAUGGCUUGGCUUUGCUAAUGGUGAUGUGUUUUACCGACCGGAAGGCAGUAAUGGUGAACUGGUUGUUAUAGACCGGGAGGUGCUGAAGGUGGCUGAAGUGUACCAGUGUUCCGCUCCAGGAUGGUCUCGAGGAUUACCAUUUAGUGAUGGUAUUAACAUUGGUCACAUCUCCCCUGACAGAGAAGAUGGAUUUGUGGUCAGGACAUACAAUCCUCUAGUCAAACCAAUGCCUCUUGUAAAUGAACUGAGUCUCAACUUGGCUAUAAAAUGUAUACAGAUUUUGGGUGGGCCUGAUCAACACUCUACGCUGUCUGCAGGGCUAGAUGAGGACAUUGUUACAGUAGCUGCUGGGAAGGAGUUCACUCUUGUGAGGACGGCUGGUGGCCGGAUUUAUUAUAAUGGAAAGGCUUCUUCAGUUGGGAUGAAACAAGGGAGCAGCAGCAGCAGUGCUGGUAACACUGGUACCGGGAGCGGCAAUAGUGGUGGAUGUGCCGUGGGUACUAGUAUUUACGGGGGCGGCACUGCUGUUAGCCAGGUUGCUAUUGGUCCUAAUCCGCCUACGAAAAGUAAUACGCAAAGUGGAAGAUGGCCAGAACUCACCAUUACCAAAUCUCCACGCAUAAUACACUUAGCAGUUGGACAUGAAGGACAGCAUGCAGUGCUCAUUUCAGAUGAUGGGGCAGCAUUUUUUGUUGGAACAGCACGACGAGGAGAAGAUGGAGAUGCCAGUAAAGGUCGGCGACAACCUAAACCAGUGAAACCUAAAAAGAUGAUUAAGUUAGAUGGGCAGUUUGUUGUGAGCGGUGCUUGUAAUAAUGGUACGUCUGCACUUGUGACUCGUGACGGAGAGCUCUACAUGUUUGGCAAGGAUACCUCUCAUUGUGAUAGCUCUACUGGAUUGGUUACAGACCUUCGUGAUGUUCAUGUCAGCACUGUGUCACUUGGCAAAGCCCAUGCCUUGGCUUUAACCAACAAGGGUCAAGUCUUCAGCUUUGGCAUUAAUAAUAAGGGUCAAUGUGGAAGAGACUUCAUUCCACAGGUUAAAGAAGGAACUGGCAUGUCCAUGUCUGUAGGGCCAGCAGGAGAGGAAGAAGUGGAAGAUGAAGAUGGUGUUGAGAGUGAGGAAGGAGGCGAAGGUGGGAUGUGCCCUCCAGGUCGCCAUCGGUGGGUUCGUGACCACUGCCUUGUAUGCACUGUCUGCCAUGAGUGUACAGGCUAUGGAGCUGCUUGUGUUUCAAGUGGAAGACCUGAUCGUAACUCUGGACAGCCUUGCGGUUGUGGAUCUGGGGAUUCGGGUUGUGCCGAGUGUGGGUGCUGCCGAGCAUGUGCAGAUGAGAUUGAAGGGGAUAGUGAUCAGGACCCAUUUUCCCUAAUGCAAGGACAGCACUCUGGCCUGUUUGGAUUCCCUGAAGUUGGAAAUCUAGGAGGAAAUAUCUUUGGGAGAGCUUGUGGACGUUUACAGGAUCAACUACAGAGGAGACUUGAUGAGAGACGACAUCGACCACGCCAUAGGCACUCUAGAUAUGCACCUACGCUUGCCAGAAAAGGGCUAGGUGGCCAAGCCUCAGCCAUGGAUGGCCACACGGGUAACUUGGGCCAGUUUGAGGCUCGGCUGCUGCGCCUCCUGGCCCCAUCCUCCAACCUUGUGGGCGGUGGUCCUGUUCUGGCCGGUACUGGUAGUCGUGCCCCUGCGGCAGCAAGCCCCGAUCCUGCUGGCAUAGCCGCCCCUGCUGCCCUUGAUCCUCUUGCUACCAGUAACAUCUUAGCAGCAGAAGAUGGUCUUGGGAGUGAUCAGGAGAGAGAUGCAAGUAAGAUAGCUAUGCUCUCUCCUGCACGGGUCCACUUGACAGGGUCUUCACCAGCAGUACAAGUCACUUGUGGGCUUCAUCAUUCUGUUGUGCUGUGUGCCAAUGGAGAAACUUACACCUGGGGCAGUAACAGCUAUGGACAGCUGGGAGUUGGGGAUCUGAUUUCAAGAGGAUCACCAGUCCUGAUCCGCUUACCUCCAAAUGUUCGCGUGACGCAGGUGGCUGCAGGAAGUAAUCAUACAGUUUUUUUAACGUCCAAUGGACAAAUCUACAGUUGUGGAGAUUUUCAGAAAAGUCAACUUGGUCGAUGUGCACCUCAGAGUGAUGCAGGGGAAGGCAGUAGUCGUGGUCGUUGUCCUUGGUACUCCGUGCCUGGCAUAGUCCCUGGUAUUGGACCAAGACUUGGAUGUCGUGCAACAUGGAUUGGUGCAUCUGCUGAUGUCACUUACGUCAAGCUAGAUCAGUCUCUCAUCAAUGCUCAUAAUCUUAGUGCUGCUGCUGUUGUUGCCAAUAGCAAUUGCUUAGUGUUGUUACCAGUUGGUGGGAAAAAAGAGGAGGAGGAGGGAUGGAGAUGUCUAGUUAUCAGUCGGUCUGAUGGGCAGUGUCGCAGUUUCUCUACACAAGAUCAGAUAUGUUUUACUGGCCAUACCAUAUGUCUUGAUCCUGUGUAUAAUGUGCUGUGGAGCUAUGACAACUCUCGUCAAGAUGUGUAUUGUUACAAUAUAGUCGCAGCUGAGGCCCAGAGGCUGUCUAAUGGUGGACUCCAGGAUGGCCUUAGAGAUCUUCUUUCGCCUGAAUUAUCUCUUCCUAUACUACCUGAGUACCAAGUUUCUCGCGCUCAGGUUGCACUGCAUAUGCUGUCAUGCAUAGAUACUGUUACUUGGGCUCAUGAGCAUGGCUUGACUGUGGUAGAAGACGAUCCCCAGACAGUUGCUACUGUACGGGUGUAUACUAGAGAGGACUUCACACCUGUUAAUAGAUUUGAAAGUCAUGGAGGUGGCUGGGGAUACUCAGGCCACUCAAUAGAAGCUAUUCGGUUUAUGUCCGACACAGAUGUCCUUAUUGGGGGCUUUGGACUUUUUGGAGGAAGGGGUGAAUACAUGGGCAAGAUCAAGCUAUUUGAACUUGGAGUUGAGGGAGGGGACCAGGAGACUGAUGGAGAGUUGUUAGCAGAGACAGAGGAGAUGCCUUAUGAGUGUGGCGCACGCCAAAAGUUCCCGAUGCUCUUUGACGAACCGGUUGCUGUGCAAGCUAACAAGUGGUAUGUGGCAUGGGCCCGUGUGAGUGGACCGAGCAGUGACUGUGGAUCAUCAGGGCAGAGUAUGGUCACCACCGAAGACCAGGUUAUUUUCUACUUCAAGUCAUCAAAAAAAUCUAAUAAUGGGACAGAUGUCAAUGCCGGACAGAUUCCUCAGCUAUUGUAUCGUAUUUUAGCACAUGAGGGAUCAGUAACUCCGAGACCAGUCCACGAUUCUUCAGAAUCGAUUCCAAUACUCUCUAAAGGCUUUUUCAUGAGUGUUAGAAAUGAUGUUUUCCAAUCACUGCUGGACCUGCUUGGCUGGGCUUGGUCCACUUUAAGAUCAUGCGUGGGGGAACAAGUGAGUCAUGUAGGCAGCACAGGAGCAAGUCCCACCGUAGCCAUGUUGGAUCUUCAGCGACUUGUGUACAUUUGUUGUGCUUGUCUACGCCUCCUCAGAAUAUACAUUAAUGAAGUCUACCCCAAUUCAGUGCGAACAUUACGAAGUAAUGGUGAAAAGGGCUGCCUUGCAGAGAGUGUUGCAGAUGUACGUGGUCUCCUUCGUCAGAUGCUGUCUGAUCCGAUACCCUCACUUUAUUCCUCACGCAAAGGCAAAAUGCGUAACGGAAGAGAUACAGGACCAUUGACACGAAUGGUGGUCUCUGUACUUGAUGAAUGUCACAAGACAUUUGUAUCUUGCUUCCAUGCAUUUUACCCUACGGGCCAACUGAAGUGGGCUUGCCUCUGUGAUCUUCUGCAGUCGAGAGAUGUGGUAACUAAAGGAAUGGAAGAGACUCGUGAUAGUGAUCGUCUUCUGAGUGCAGUUUUGGCCUCGUUAUGUUCUCCCACUGUGAAGCUGCGUGCAACCUGUCCUAUUCUGACUGACCCUGAUGCAGAAAUCACCCACCGACCCUCACCAGCUGAUAAUGCAGCUCUAUCAACACUUCAACCUGGAGAUUUGUAUCGUUACCCUUUGCUUGUGGAGCACAUGACUUAUAAAACACAUCAGGUGGACAAUGGAAUCGGAGUUGUAUGGACAUUUCGUGAAGUAUUGGAUCGACUUCUUGGAGUAUCAUGUGGCAGUGUUCGGCAAGCCCUGAGAGGGGAGCGGGUAACUCCUCUGCCAGCUCUUGUUCAUAAUACAUGUCUUCUGUUGGCGGCUACUGUGGCAGAGCUGUCAGCAGAAACAAACUCUGCCGAGGGAGAAGUACCUGCAGGUGGCAGAGUUCUUCACAUCACCCCGUCAAGAUUUACCCGUACCUCACAGAGUCGCACCUGGAAUACAGGGAAUGGUUCACCAGAUGCUAUAUGUUUUGCUGUUGACCGGCCAGGCAUUGUUAUAGCUGGUGUGUGUGUGUAUGGAGGUGUAGGGACAUAUGAUUAUGAGGUUGAGGUCAUGGAUGAGAGUGGUGGAGGCGGCCAAGAUCCUUCACAUACACUAGAGAGGUGGAGUGUCAUGGAGAUGGCUAGAGGAACAUUUGGACCAGAUGACUCUGUAGCAGACAUUGUUGAAAUCAAAUUUGAGCGACCAGUUCCAAUAAAGGAAAGUGUAAAAUAUGCCAUACGGUUAUGCAAUCAUGGUGGGAGAACAAGCAAUGGUGAUGGAGGUCUAGCAUCUGUCAAGGGUCCAGAUGGUACAACAUUUACAUUUUCUGCUUGUAGUCUUUCUGUAAAUGGAACAAAUCAUAUACGUGGCCAAAUUCCCCAUAUCAUGUAUUAUAGCACUCCUCAAGACCCAGAAAGCCAACGAAGUACAAGAGAAAUAGCUGAGCAACAAGCCCGCAAGUCUGCUUUGGCUAUGGCUGGAAGUAUUGUUCGUGUAGCCACAGAGCUUAUGAUCAUGGGUCUUGGGGUUGGAGAUGAAACUGCUGUUGAAGUACUAGGCAGUGCUCCUCUGUUAAGCAUGCUUCUGCCUCUUGUGCUGUCUCACAUCGGACCUGUGGCCACCUCAGAUCCUCGGAGUGCUGUUUCUGUACUGGGUUUGAUUCAAGAGAUUUUACCACAUGUUGCUGCUCUAAACAAUCUUAGUUUGGUAACACAACAAACUGUUAUACCUGAAACAAUGGAAGAUUGUCACACAACCACUAGUCAUCAUUAUGCUUGGGCGGAAAGUGAUCACCCGUACCGCCCAGCAGCUGUUGCUAAUUAUCGUGUAAGUUUUCCUGCUGCUGUGCAGUGGAUGACUCUGGAAUUUGACCCUCAGUGUGGUACAGCCCAGCCUGAGGAUUCCUUGCAGGUUUACAUUCCAAGUCUGAGCAGUAAGACUAUUGAUGGUUCAAGUUUCUCAGGCUUAGCAGGACUUUCAAAUGGCCAAGACCGAAACACUCAGGUUUUCAUAAAUCAAGAUGGGGCUCCUCCUCCUUAUUGGGCUGUUCUCAACAAAUUCGCUGGUACUCAGAAUUGGCCUGAACAGACAGUUAUUUUGCCAGGUCAUGAAGUACUAUUUUCUCUGGAAACAGCCUCUGACUAUGUAAAGGAUGACAGAGCCAACACAUACGGAUUUCGAGUGCUGGUUGUUGGGUAUGAAUGGCCACCAACACCACCUGACUCAUUACGACACUUGGAGAAGGAGCUUUCAUACUUGGGAGGGCUGUGUGCCGCAUCACUAAUAAAAAAAGAUCUAUCUCUGCCACCCAUUGCAGGUGAUGACCUAGAUGAAGAUAUGGAACUGGUAGAGGACCUAGCUUUGCAAGUGUAUCGAGCACACCCGACCUUAUUGAGCAAGGGGUUUGCGCUCUCUCAUCCACCAACCAUACACCAGACUUUGGAUGGUGUCAUACCUUUCAGCUGUCACUCCAAUGAACGUCUGUUUCUGCGUGACUUCGUUUCGUGUGCCGGAGGCACCAGUGGUGGACGACUAGCUCGAUGGCUUCAACCUGAUUCGUACGUUGAUGUGAGAGCGUGCGAAGUCUUGUAUAGCAGAGAUGACAUGAGGGCAGGAUGGCCUGCUAUUGUCACUAUCCUCACGAGAGAUCAAUACAAUGAGGUGGUCCACGUGCCGUCACUCAAGGUUGAAGUUGUAGCGGUACCUGUAAGCACAGGAGAGGAAGGUGGUCAGGGAAAGUUAAGAAGAAUAAGCCAGCAUGUACCUGAUAAUAUGACCUUCGGUGGACACCCUCAGCCCUCUUUGGAUGUUCCGUACCAAGUUUCUAUUAAGGACAAGAUGUGUUACUGUGCAAUAACUAUGAUAAAGGCUUAUGAGAAUUAUUCUUUUGAAGAACUUCGCUACAUGUCACCUGCCAUUCGUCGUCCAACAGAAAAUAUGCUUGUACGAAGUAACAAUGAUGGCACUUAUUCGUGUAAUUGGACACCCGGAGCUACUGGCUGGUACUCUCUGCAUGUUACUAUAGAUGGUUACCAACUAGAUGAGACAUAUAAAAUGGAAGUAAAGGAACCGCCGCAAGGUGUGACUCCUCCAGUGCAGAGUACGAUACGAAGAUCGUCGCAGCAACCUUCUCGUCUCCGUAAAUUUGUACUACAGAAUAGUGCUGGUUUGCGGAUACGAACUCACCCAUCUCUUCAGAGUGAGCAGAUAGGCGUGGUCCAUGUUAAUGGAACUAUUGCAUUUGUAGAUGAGGUACAUAAUAGUGACGGCGUUUGGCUGCGAUUGAGCCCAGAAAGUAUACGCCAAUAUUGCACCAAUGGAUAUUCAGAAGCUUGGUGUCUACAAUACAAUCAACAUUUAGGAAAAACACUUCUAGUACCCCUUGACCAUCCCAAAACUAUUCUAGACCAGGUAAUUACUGACACUAUAACUAGACGUCGUGAUGGAAGUCCUCGUCGGGAAACCUCAUUAGGCACUGAUGGUGCCGAGGGUAUGAGUGGAGGUGCAGGGAUGUACACCGUUGUCAAAUGUGGAGCUUCAGGGCAUAACAUUCGAAGUCAGCCUAAUCUGAAAGCACCACCUGUUGGAAUGCUUGUCCUAGGGAAUGUUAUUUCGGCAGACUCUGAUGCUAAGAAUGGUGAUGGUACUUGGGUUCGUUUGGAUUCCGAGAGCACACGCAAAUAUUGCUUCACUGAUGGGGAGGCAUGGUCUCUAGCUAUGUCUCGAGGUCAUACACUUUACCUUCAACGUUCUCAUAGCCACAGUCAUCCCUACUUGUCAUCCCUGCCUGAUGCAAAUAAUAUGGUUGGCCAUCAGGGAUUUGACUUCACCCAUGCUCAGACUAGUCCUGUGUUUCGACCAUUCCAACAACCAGCAGUCAGUGGUGACCCCUUUGUCUUUGGUGCAUUAACUCGAGGCCGAGGGGAUGGAAGUAGCAGUGCUGGGGUGCAGAGGCCUACAAGUGGCGGAGAUGAGUGUAGUCCACAGAAAUCAUCCCUUCAGUUUGUUGAUGCAAACACCACAACUGAUGAAUCUGAGGCUACUGGAGUUACAAUGAAGCAGCAGCAGCAACAGCAGCAGCAGCAGCAACAACAACAGCAGCAACAACAACAACAACAGGAUUCUUCUCAACAUCCUGGGAAAUUCUCGGUUCUGCAUCGGUGGCUUAAAGAAGAACAGCACAAGCACACAUCUCCUCAUGCACCACACCCUGCACAUGUUCAACAGCAGCAGCAGCAACAGCAGCCACAACAACAGGUACUGCAACAUCCUCAGUUGCAACACAGCCAGCAGCAGACUCAGACAUAUGACAAGAAAAUGGAGAAAAAGCAGUCACAACAGUUAGCUGUGUGCUUGUCACGUGAUGUUCCACCAGAACUGCAAGGUGUUUCUGUGAAAGAUUUGGUCAAAGCUAUUGGAGAAUCUCGUGCUAAUGGAAAUGGAGCAACUCCACCUCGCACUCCACCUGCAACACCAAAGCGAUUGUCACGCUCUUCUAGCCCACGGGCAGCUGGAGUUGGGCCCUCCGGAAGUGCUGGGGUUAUUCAAGGAUCUGGAACAUCACCACGUCAGAUAUCAAGAUCUUCCAGUCCAGUACCUAUUCCAGGUCGUGGAAGAGAAAGUGCAAGCAGUUCUCCAUUGCACAGUUCACCGCGGGCAACUGCUGUUUCACCAUUAGUGUCAGGUGCUGGUGUGGGAGGAGAUAGGGCAGCCGGUAGUCCUCCAUCAGCUAUUCGCAGUGCAAAUGAUUCUCUUAGUGACACAAGUGCUUUUGUCUCCAGUUUAACACAAGAUAUGUCUCACUCACCAAGCAUUUCCUCUUUGCCUACUUCAACACCAAGCACUCCAAGAAGGGAACCAUUAAGCACUAGUCCAAAAACAGUAACUCAAACAGCAACACAAACCAGUCCAGAAGGAAUUAAGUUUAACAUUGGUUCAACUGGGUCUAGAGAUGAAAACCUCCGCCUGUCACCAAAAAUGACACGUAAGGAUCGGUCUGGAAAGCCACAUAGAGGAAAACGUGAUCAUGCCGUCUCUCCCGCUUCAUCUCAACGAGAAAAACCCGGUCCUAAUCGUGAUAAAGUGAAAGAAGCCAUGAGUCCAUCUGUGGCAGAAUGUUUACGAGCAAUUUUUGCUGCAUUCCUUUGGCAUGAAGGAAUUGUGCAUGAUGCCAUGGCUUGUGCCUCUUACAUGAAAUUCCAUCCAGAUUUGUCAAAACAAGGAACCUUUCACUGGAAACCUCGUGCCGCAACAGCUGCAAAAUCAGAAAAACUAACAAAGGAGCAAAAAGCUCGACAAAGACAUUCAGUUGAAGUAAGCACUUACAGCUAUUUAAAUAAUGUGACCCUCCAGAAUACUGACGAUCUUCUUAAGCCUGGAACAAAUGCAAAUAUCAACGAAGUGCCACGUAUUAGUGACAACAGUGAAGAUGAGGCAGCUAGUAGAACUGGAGUUUGUUAUGUUCAGGGACCUCAGGGACAGAAAUUAGCAACAGUAAUGGAAGGAGGUACUGGUCCAGAACCUCCAGAUUUGCCUCCAGUUCUUCGUCACGUAGUUCUAUUGUGGGAAGAACUCACAUCUAGUUGCCUAAAAGCUGUUGCUCAGCAGAUAAUACUUCCAUCACCUACAAUUCCUGCCCGUUUAAAAAAAUCAGAUAAGAUUAAAGAUAAAAGUGAUAGGGAAAAGAAAAAGCAUAAAAAGAAAUCAUCUUCAAGUGGUAUCCCAAUGUUUGGUAUUGACCCAGGUAUUGGGGAAGAUGAAGACGGUGUGUGUGAACUCUGUGGUAGCAAUGUUUCUCUGGAAAAUAUUGAACAGCACUUCCGGACUUUACAUCCAGGUUGUGGUGGGUCAUCCAAAGGUUGUGGGUAUGUUGGAACACGUUGGAAAGUCUUCCCAACCAAAGAUCGUGUUUCUCAGCCGUGUGGGGAGGUGGUACGAGGAUGUUUCCACAUGUGUUGGAGUUGCCGUAAUAGACACAAAGGCCAAUAUAGUCAAUUUUCAGGUAGCAAAAUUAGUAAUGGUCGAACAAAAAGAAAAUCAAAUAGUAAAUUACUUUCUCCUCUUCCCCAGCUGGAUGCCCAUGUGAUUAUGAGAAAUAAUGCAAUGUUUUUAUUAGAUUUAGCAAGUGCAGCAGCAUCGGCAAUUCCAUGUCACAGCCAUGCUGUAAGGAGAUCACCAUGUACAAUGCCAUCUGUAUCACUGAGCCCUGACAACAGUCCUUUUCCUAAGGUAGCAUUUCAGUGUUUGCAUACUCUCAACUGUCAGCAGCAACACCUCAACCAGCUGCGAGAGGACCUGUUGCUGCAUCAUACCUUCCACUCGGCAGAUAACAAUGACUAUCGCAGCAGCUCUGCUGAAUCGCGCGAUAACAAUCAUAGAGAGCACUCGCCCUUCUCACCCCCAGGGGCUUCCCACCAAGAAUCUCCUGCAUCUGAUACAGAGAUGCCUCGGGGCCGUCCAUUCCAUCGAUCCAUAUCAGUCACGGUGGGAACCUCAGGACAAGACUGGAGCUCUGCAGCAGCAUCUGCUUCAGCCUCUCAGCUUGAACAUGAUCAUAAAGCUACUGUUGUUCUUAGAAAACGCAACAACAGCAGUGGUGAAAAUGCAGUUGAUAGUGGUGGUAGUUCCCUGCUAGUGCACCCGUCAGCAGCGCUGGAACGCUUAGCUACUUGCAUUGAACGAGGAGGUGGGCCAACUGGGGACCCAGGUGGACGAGCACGUCAGGUCAUUAUCAGACCCAUCAUGGCAUUCAUAUUCCAGAAUCAUGACCUGGAAACCCUUGCAUUUGCAAUGCGUCACGCAACUCGUAAAGCAGCUGCAAGAGUAUAUGCAAUGCAGGCACUAAACUGGUUACUGCGAAGUGUAACUCAACCAACGUGUCUACACGACUUGUUGUGGUGCUUUGUUGCUGCUCUGACCCCUUCCGUCCCUGCCAUGCCACCCCCUUCUGAUGACCAUAAUCCACAAGAUCAUCCCCAUCUUAGAGACAAGUCUCAUGAUCUGGAUGGUGAUAUGGUGGUGCUGGAACAUCCUUUAAGCGACGUAACUCUUGCGGGUGAUGCAGUCCACCCGUUGCCUCGAACAUUUCACCAGUUGCUGCAAACAGUUGCUGAUCUUAUGAUGCUCCUUCCUCCUGGUUCACCACUACAAAUGAUGGCUGUCAGAUGCUGGGGGCUUCGAUUUACUCCAACAGAUCAUGAUUUUCUCCACCAAAGUCAUGUCUUUUCCAACAUUUCCAAGAUCCUUUCACGAUCUGAAGAGGUGUUAGGAGCUGGAGAGGAAGGUGUCACCUCUAUGUAUGAGAGUCAUGGACCGGUAACAAGUAUGGUGGAAAGCCUGCAUGACUUAAUGAGUGAGUGUGAGAUCCGUGCCUCAAGCAGGCAAGCAAUGGUUCCAUCUCUGACCGAUUCAUCCACCGAAACCUUCUGGGAAUCGGGCGACGAAGACCGUAACAAGACAAAGGCCCUAACUAUUACAUGUCCUAUAUCUGUUCGGCCACAAACCAUUUAUGUUCAUAUUGAUAAUUGCAGAGACCUUGGGAACAAAGUAUCCAGUGUGGUAUUUAAGUGUGGUGGAGCCAUUGAUGAUAUGAUUGUAGCAAGAAAAGUAGAUGUGGAAAGCAGAUUUACUGGCUGGCUUCAUGCUGUUCUACCCUGUGAUAUAAUCACUACCAUGGUCAUUGAAAUAAGAGGACCUGACCAAAGUGUGCGUGUGCGACAAGUGAGGGUGCUUGGUAGUGGUGACAGUGAAGGGGGAGCAUGUUCACGACCCGUGCGGCAGCAUUCUCCUCUUACUAUCCAACAUCGUGCCUGUGAGCAAGAGACUCUUAAAGUGUUCAGACUCAUUACUGGACAGGUAUUUGGCCGCCUUAUAAUAACUGCAGAAAGUGGGAACAGAGGCGGAGGAGAAGCAGGUGACAUCUGUGCAGGAAACAUAGAAGUUGGAGAGGAGCAAGAACGUAACAAUGAUCUUAGAGAACAUAUGGUUGGCAUCCUGUUUUCAAGAUCUAAACUUACACAUCUUCAGAAGCAGGUUUGUGCGCACAUAGUACAGGCUAUACGCAAGGAAACAGUAAGGGCCCGUGAAGAAUGGGAGGCUGGACUGAGCUGUGGAGGUUUAGGUACUCCAGCUACUCCUGAAGAAGGUCAAAAUAAUCCUCCCGACACUUACUGCUUUGAGAUGCUGUCCAUGGUCUUGGCUCUGAGUGGAUCAGCAGUAGGACGUGCACAUCUAGCUCAACAGGAUCGUUUACUAAGGCACUUGCUAUCACUGUUACACACUGGCUCUGCUCGUGUCCAAAGACAGGUUGUAGCCUUGUUCCGGCGCAUGUUAGCCGAUGUUCCUCCACAAUCUCUUGCUCUCAUCUUGGGUGUCGAAGUUCUUCCUGCUCAAGAUUAUGCUAUUCUUCAUGCUGCUACCCAGGAUGAGGAUAACACCUUUGAUAUUCAUAUACAGGGCAUACUUGACGUGUUCCUGGCUGUGAUUGCGAAGGCACUGACUGUUCAAAUCAAGACAAAGGGGAAUGAAGGCAGUAAAUCAGCAGUGUGCCAAGGCAAGGGUGGAGUGACGUCAGUGACACUUGCCACAACCAUGCCCACACCAACUGCCAACUCCCCUCGCUGGUGGCUCCAAGGCUCGGCUACACAAAAACAAGCUGACCUUAUUAUUAGUUUAAUUAGGGAUAUGACAGUGGGUAAAUUAUCUGAUGCGUGGGCUAAAGUAAGUAAAGCAGCAAUAGCAGAGAAUAUCAUUAAUCUAACCCGGUUGAGUGAAAAUGAGCGAUCGUGUGCGGCUACUUGUCUGGCAACACCCACCUUGUGGCUGGCUCUGGCUUCACUGUGUGUUCUGCACCCAGACCAUGUUGAUGCUUUGUCUUCACAACACUGGCAAGCAACUGCAUCUUCUGGUGAUCCACAUAAUCCUGAGCCCAGACCAACCUGUGAGAAUCAUGAUGAUGGGGAAACCCUUGCAAUGAUACUUUGUGAAGAAUGCGCCAGCAACCUGUGCGGCGAGUGUGACCGCAUCCUUCAUUUGCACCGUCGGACAAGACAUCAUCAUCGUACCGUCUUUAGACAGGAACAAGAGGCUAUUAAGGUGGACCUUCAUGAGGGAUGUGGUCGAACAAAGUUGUUCUGGCUACUGGCCCUGGCAGACUCCACCACGUUGAAAGCCAUGUUAGAACUCCGUGGAGAGAAUCAGCGAUCUCGGGGCUCUGUGGCCACAUCAACCUGCCGCUUUUGUGGUGCUCCGGCUCAACCUUCUCUGCUCUCACCCGCACCAGUGUGUCAAGACCCAGACUGCCAGGAGUAUAGCCAUGAAGCCUGUGUUCGCACUCACGACUGUGGCCACCUGUGUGGAGGCCUGAAAGGAGAGUCUUCGUGUUUGCCCUGCUUACACGGCUGUUCUAAUACACCCUCACUGAAGCAAGAUGCAGAUGAUAUGUGUAUGAUCUGCUUUUCUGAGGCCCUCUCCGCUGCUCCUGCCAUCCAGUUAGAGUGUGGCCAUGUAUUCCAUGCUCGUUGUUGCCGCACAGUAUUAACCAGGCGUUGGCCCGGGCCUCGCAUUACCUUCACAUUUUCCCUGUGUCCCAUCUGCAAGGUACGUGUAACUCACGGAGUCCUUGCAGAACUGUUAGCCCCAAUUUCAGCGCUGUAUGAAGAUGUUCGCCGCAAGGCUCUGAUGCGGCUAGAAUAUGAGGGCCUUCACCGAGCAGAAGCAAUAUCUACCCCAGGUGCCCGCUACUAUAACAACCCUGCAGCUUAUGCCAUGGACCGUUAUGCUUACUAUGUGUGCUUCAAAUGUAAUAAGGCAUAUUAUGGCGGUGAAGCCCGCUGUGAUGUAGAAGCUGGCCUUGGCGAUGAAUAUGAUCCUAGGGAACUCGUGUGUGGAGCAUGCUCUGACGUCUCUCGUGCACAGAUGUGUCCAAAGCAUGGAACAGAUUUUUUGGAAUACAAGUGUCGGUACUGCUGCUCGGUAGCAGUGUUCUUCUGUUUUGGCACCACACAUUUUUGUAACGCUUGUCACGAUGACUUCCAGAGAGUCACAAACAUCCCAAAAGCUGAGCUACCGCACUGUCCUGCAGGUCCUCGAGCCCAGCAGUUGGAGGGUGAAGAGUGUCCGCUCCACGUCCAGCAUCCGCCCACUGGAGAAGAGUUUGCUCUUGGCUGUGGAGUUUGUCGGAAUGCUCACACAUUCUAAUUUACCUCAACGUUUAAUUUAGUUUUAUCACAUCUUACAGUUGAUAGUAUAUAUUAUACUCCUAUAACUUGCUGCAAUGUCUAUAAAGCCCAUAUUGCUCUGUUCAUUUUAAGUUUCACUGAUUACAUUCAAUUUAAAAGUAAGAGAGAUAUAAUUUAUAAAAAAAUGUUGAAGGGCAAGAAAAAAAAGAUGUAUAUUUACUGUACAGUAUAGAAAAUAUUUUGAGAACUUUUAAAUUUUUGGAUUUUUUCUAAAUAUUUUUGUCAGGUAACCUUGGAUUCAAAAUAAAUAGUACAGUACUUAAGUUUGAAAAUGUAAUAUUAAUUUUACUGGUAAAGAUUUCAUCUUAUUAAUUUAGACAGUUGAUCAAAGACAUGUUUAAGUGGUGUAUAUAUAUCUCAGAAUAGUUAUUAAAAAGUUUCCAUGCUGCUCAAUAUUUAAUAGGGAGAAGCACUUCUUAUUUAAAUUGUACUAUGUACAUGUUUUCCUAUAAAUAUAGUAUUUUUUCAUAAAUUCUUUAUGCAUGCUAUAUUUAUUUUUUCAGUAGCAACUUUUCAUAGACUUUUUAUAAAUAUCAUUUUUUAAUUGAUCACAAUGUGUUAAAUAUCCUGUAAGAAAACGGUACUAUACAGAUGUAAAGUAUGUAUAAAUAUGUAUUCUUCCUUCAGUAGCUGAUGAUUUCCAUGAUUACUGUUGUUGUUGUGCUAUGUCUAGUGCACAAAAUGUGUACGCUUUCUUUAUUUAGCUCUCUCAUAGUGCUUAACUUUCAUUCAUGCAUUACAAUAUAGUUGUUUCUUUAUUUGUGUUCAUGAAUCUAUCAGUAAUGCUACUCAAUAAGAUCAUAAUGAAUUGAGAAGUAGUGAUCUUGGAGUUCCAGUUUAUCAUGUACAGUAAUGCACUGGUGUGCCAGUAGUAAUACGCAUCAAAUUUUGCAAUUCACAGUUUGAGAUUUAUAGGUCGUGACAUUUCUUUCGUUGUUUCACUAAUUUAAAUCUUAAAUGUAUAGCUUAUCAAUUUGUACAUAGUGGCUGAUACAGGUGUCACAUUAUCUUAACAUAUAUAUUUUUUGUUAAUAAAGCCCUUUAUGCCAUCUCUCACUUUUCUAGGGUACAUCUUGCAAGGCAUGAAGGGUUCAUAGUCCAGUAGUGUUUAUGUUCAUUAGAGUUCAUAGUCCAGUAAUGACCAAUGGUCCAGCUAUGGUUCAUGGUCCAGUAGUAACCAAUGGUCCAGCUGUGGUUCAUGGUCCAGUAGUAACCAAUGGUCCAGCUGUGGUUCAUGGUCUAGUAGUAACCAAUGGUCCAGCUGUGGUUCAUGGUCCAGUAGUAACCAAUGGUCCAGCUAUGGUUCAUGGUCCAGUAGUAACCAAUGGUCCAGCUGUAGUUCAUGGUCCAGUAGUAACCAAUGGUCCAGCUGUGGUUCAUGGUCCAGUAGUAACCAAUGGUCCAGCUGUGGUUCAUGGUCCAGUAGUAACCAAUGGUCCAGCUAUGGUUCAGGUUUCUGUGCUCGCUGUUGUGUUUGCAAAGUGGGUAAUGAAUUUGUUGCUAAGGUCCUUACUAUUUCAUGAAAAUGCUCACUUUAAAAAUAGUUUUUGUUUUUAAUUAUAAAAGUGAAACUUUAGAUAAAGAAAAUACAGUACAGUAAGAAAUAUCUUUACAGAUAAAAAAAAACAUUAAAUACAGUAAGAUGGCUAGGGAAAAUAUUCUGUUGUCAAUUUUAUAAAUACUGUACUCUUUUUGUUCAUGGUAUUUUGUAUGUUUUUUUUUUCUCUCUGUCAGUAGGUUAUUAUAAAUUCAAGAGUUUAAUAUCCAAUGGCACCUCAAAAAUCUGGACCUUGAUUUAGGGGAUUCCUCUAUAAAGUUCAAACCAAAUCUGCUUCCGGGAUUUUUCUUCAAAAUUCAGGUUUGUAAAACAAAAUCAGGAAUUCCAGGAGAGGGAGGCAGUGACAUCCAGCAACAGUUAAUGUAAAAAUAAUUUUCAUCAAAUUGUAUUGCAGUAUUUUUCUUAUUCUUCCUAAUCUUGAUUUCUUUGUGUAUAAAUAGUAUUAAAAAUAAUGUAGUUAUAUUUUAGAAAUGUUUCACAAAGCUUGUACUGCACUAUAAAUUACACAAAACAGUUUGUUUCUUGCAUUUUUUGGUGCAUUUCUAGCACUGUGAGCUAGUGCUUGCGUGUUUGUAUUCCCUGUGUGAGCGUGCAGUAUGACCUCCUGCUACUGGAGCCAUUUCACCGAGUUCAUGUUGAAUAUAUACACCAGUAAUUAUCUGCGAUUUGCAACCAUGUCAUCCAGCAAGAGUGGAUAAGAUGGAGCCGGUAAAGGUAAAAGGAACUUCCUUACCAUGGAUAAAAAGGUAGUUAUUAGAGAGAGUAGAUUAUGGUGUGGCAAGUAAAUGAUUGGCAGAGUAUGUCACAGGUACUAGUGCAGAGCCGGUCGGCCGAACGGACAGCAUGCUGGACUUGUGAUCCUGUUGUCCUGGGUUCGAUCCCAGGCGCCGGCGAGAAACAAUGGGCAGAGUUUCUUUCACCCUAUGCCCCUGUUACCUAGCAGUAAAAUAGGUACCUGGGUGUUAGUCAGCUGUCACGGGCUGCUUCCUGGGGGUGGAGGCCUGGUCGAGGACCGGGCCGUGGGGACACUAAUGCCCCGAAAUCAUCUCAAGAUAGUACCGAUUUGGAUAUAAAAAACUAAGGAAAGAUAUCAUGGAGUUUGUCAGUAAGAAGGCAAGCAGUGGUGGAAGAAGUGGUGACAAAAACAUUGCAGUCAAGUAAAUAUGACCAGCUGGAUAAUGCUGCUUAUGUGUGGCUUAUGCAGCAUCAAGUACAUUACAGUAUGAUGUGAAAGCUUAGUAUUGCACUGCACACACUAUACAGUACUAUAACUAUAUCCUGCUACCACUGGGUUAAGAAGCCCAAUCUCUGCUCCAAAAAUGUAAGUAAACAAAUACAGUAUUUUUUGUAUAUUGAUAUAAUAAUUAUACCCCCCACCAAAAUCACUGUUUAUAUGUAUUUGUCUAAAUAUGCAGAAACAUGUAUCUCUUGCUAUAACAAAAUGCAGAAAAUGUGGUGGUAAAUAGGCAAAAAAAGGGCAAAUGUCCAGAAAACCGGAUCAGGCUUAGAAAGAUAUAAUCUGGAUUUUUGAGGUGCACCUGUAUUGUAUGUAUGUGUAUGAGUACUGUAUAAAAGUAGGUGUUUAUGUAUAUAUUUACUGUAUGUAUAAUAUAUAUACACAUACAUACAUACAUACUGUAUAUACAUCAAUACAUUCACACAAUAUUUGUAUAUAUAUGUAUGUGUGUAUGCAGGUAAUGUAUGUUAAAAUUUUAGCAUACAUCGUAUAUGUGCAACAAAGUUAAUCAUAUACUGUAUCCACAUUCAGACUGCACUGUACAUGAUGGGUGCAGAGGCACAGGGACACACACAUGCUUAAAUUAAGUCUCCAAACAUAACAGACUGUAAGAAUUCUUUGGAUAAAAAACGAAAACAACAAAAAUCUUUCCAGUACUGGUGUAGAAUAACUGGUUGUGCUGGUUCUCUGGUUCUAACUGGUUCUCUUUACGUUUAUCAGUACUCUUACCAGUAGCCGCAACAUUCCUACUGUGAUGAUUUGUUGUGCUUUGUUGCAAUGUUUCAUACAACUUUGUUCUAUAUAUCUUAUAUUUAUUAUAAGUCAUUGUCUUUGGAUGUGGUGUUUAUGAUAUUUGUAUAGUUGAUUACUUAUGAAAUCAAUAAGCUAUUUAUUCUUUGCGCCGUCAGGUCCUUAAAUGUGCCCGACAUAAUUUAUAUUAUCUGUAUGGUAGUGUAGGUUUUAGACUGUCAAACAGUAAUUGGAAUUGGUUAAAAUCAUUUGUCUGCCUAUUAUGGCUUAUAUUAGUGUUUAUGAUAUUGGAAAAAUGGCCAUAAAUGAUAUUUGAAUACGUAUCUAAAAGAUAUUUGUAUUAUUUAUUCAAAAAAUUGUAUAGUCCAAACUGGCAUAUUUGAUUUCUCAAAGAAAGCCUGUAUAACACUAUGAUUAGUGGUUCUAGCAGCAGCAGUGUGCCCUACAAACAAUAUUUAAUGUGUGUGUGUGUGUGUGCAUUUUUGUUAUCAGAUUUGUGUGCACUGUACUUGCAUGCACACAUGUAUGUACUCACUUAGUUGUGAGUACGUGUGUUUGUAUGUGCAUAUGUACACGUGUGUGUGUGUGUGUGUAUAUGUAUACAAACCCACACAUACAUACAUACUUGCAUACAGGCAUACAUACAUGGGUGCAUAAGAGUUUACCCAAGGUAGGUUCUGGAACCUCUGCUAUACUCUCUGCAGCUUGAAUGGCAUCCAAGCAUCAUAAGUCAAAUCUUGAUCAUGCAGGCUGUUUUUGUUUGAAACCUGUUUACCCACUAAACCUGUGUGUGUUGCAUAUGUUUUCAGAGGUAAGUGAUUUCUUGUAAGGUGCACCAAAAAAAAAGUAACAGAAAUAUUUAAGGGCAUAUUUAUGUAACUUCUUUAGACCUUAUAUUUGUGGAGUAACUUUGAUUAUGUAUCAUUUUACCAGUGGCAUAUGGGCACGGCCCUUGGCUGUGUUGUAUUAUGUAAACCUGUUAGCAAAGUCUACAAGGCAGUAUUCUUUAAUUGUAAGCAAUCUAGUCCUACCGAAAAAACCAGCUGAACUUUCUUCCAAGACAGAACUGACAAACUCGGUAUUUGUCUUUAUUUUUACAUUUAGAACAAACUGAGAAUUUAGUUUCUAGUAUUUGACAUGAAUAGAUUACUUUAAGAAUGUUGUAUAUAUUUUAGGUAGCUGGCCAUAUCAGUUCUUACAAUAUGACCAGAAAAUAAUGAUGAAUUCAUUAAUUGCAAUAAGCUCAAGAUGUGAUUGGUCAUCAUUCUUAAUCAAAUAUUACACUGAAUACAGUAUGAGUACUGUACAUAAUAACCUUGAAAGCCUACAAAUCAAACAUAAUUCAUUUGUCGCAAUUCACCAAGGUCAGUGAUAUUGUCAUUUAUAGCAGUAUGUAGAGUCUACCAUUUCAGUUUCCAUAUCACUGAAAAAUAAAGUUCUGAAGCAAA